Molecule: messenger RNA, 625 nt
Organism: Paramecium pentaurelia
Lineage: Eukaryota; Ciliophora; Oligohymenophorea; Peniculida; Parameciidae
Source: the annotation of a GenBank genome assembly
AUGAUUAGGAAAGAAGUGAGACUAUUAUUAUUAUCUGCUAAAAAUUUUAUUGAUCAACUUCCUUAAUAAAAAUAAUAAAGGGCUUCAUUAAAUCUAAUGAAAAUAGUAUAGGAAAAUAAACCUGAAGAUUAAAUAAUCAAAGAAAUACACUACUAAAUCAAUUUUCUGAAAUUAACAAAUCCAAAUAUUCCUUUCAAAUAAAUUACUUAAGAAGAUGAAAUAACUCCAGAAAGCAUUAUCUAAAAAUUGAAUGAGUAAUAGGAAUAAUAGUAAAAGAAGGAGGAUAUUGAUUUGAAAAAAGGUACUUAUAUUUAUUAAAAUGGAAAUUUGGUUUAAGGAUAGGCAGAAAAAAGAAAGGAAGUUGAUUAUUCAAAUUGGUAUGCAGCUAAUGUUGAUCCAGAUGAUUUGAAAAAGUAUGUUAAGCAUUUUGAUUUAGACAUAAAGAACUAUUAGAUAGAUAACAUUUUAGUGGACCUUUUUGGGAAGGAAAGCCUAUGCCAAAGUCUAUAUUAGAUGAAGAUAAUCCAAAUACAUUAAUGUUUAGUGAUGAACGUCCAGAAAAAGAAUUGAAUCCAAAUACGAAACAAGAGAAGUAAGGAAAAUUUGAAAGAGUUAAAAGAUGAUU